Sporothrix schenckii 1099-18 is the source of this 6468-nucleotide messenger RNA. RefSeq lists its product as uncharacterized. The coding region runs from base 1 to 6468 and encodes 2155 amino acids. Gene Ontology annotation, molecular function: calcium ion binding; high voltage-gated calcium channel activity. Gene Ontology annotation, biological process: calcium ion import across plasma membrane. The transcript has 4 exons. Lineage: Eukaryota; Fungi; Ascomycota; Sordariomycetes; Ophiostomatales; Ophiostomataceae. The record is from RefSeq and is a predicted model, not a curated record. Gene Ontology annotation, cellular component: voltage-gated calcium channel complex; membrane.
AUGGCUCGCCGUCCGGGUGAAUUUGAUGAUGGCUAUGCGUUUGUUUCGAGCGAUACAGAGCUCCCGCCUGCCGACACAUACUCUGCCAACCCGCAAACUCCAUAUGAGCCAUAUGAGCAGCGCCCCUCUGUUCAACCAACCGUCCCAACAUCGACACACCUUCCCGAUAUCACCACAUACUGGGCAGACACAGGUCUCUCUACCCACCAGUCCCUUCCACAUGGCGCUUCGCAACGUGGCAAUGAGCUAGCGAGCCCAGAGUCUCCUAUCGAUCCUGCGGCUCUCCAAUUUGCUCUUCCGCCAAACAUAUUUCAAACUGGCCCAAUCUCAGUUGAUCGAGACUUUGAGCCUCCUUCUGCUGACGCGUUUGCCGCAAUCUCUACUGCUUAUUACGACGAUCACAGCCAUUUUGACCCCAGCAGCGACUCCGACCGUGUUCCUUUGACAGCAAGUGCAGAGCCAAUAUCUGGGUCCUCUGGCGUACCACCCGAUGGCAUCCAGUCGCACAAUAGUUUCCAGACUGUUGCCAGUUCAGAUGGUGGCCAAGAAGAAACCCGCGAUUCAAGGAUGCUCGGGUAUGAUCUGGAACCGGGCUACGACACAGGCGGCCGGCAACGCAGCUAUGGUAAUUCUCUCACACCUGACAAUACCACUCGGCGGCCAAGAUCUACAUCCACAACAGGUGCACUUCAAAAAACAGCAUCCAUUGUGAGGGCCAUGUCGCAGCGCGUCGUAGACAUCAGUGGAGGUGGUGAGGCCCUUGAGCAACAGGCCCUUCGCGACCGGUCUCGUUCACCUAGCAGAGAUGCCCAAAGCACCCACCAUUUAUCAUCUCCCGUACUUGUCGAUACGUCGUAUCAGCCACAAGUUUUUGGCACUCCACUUGAGAAAAAAGGUGAAUCCGAGUUCGCCGUCUCUCAGCCUCCCCCGCUCUCUCAUUACAGGGCCCCGAUGCCGAAUCCGUUGAGAGGCAAGUCUCUCGGUAUUUUUUCUGCAGACAACACAUUCCGAUUAUGGCUUUGCGACCUUCUUAUGCUUCCUUGGGUCGAGUCAUUCAUCUUAGUCUUGAUUGUCUUGCAAGCGGUUCUUCUUGCAGUCGAAGCCGCCCCAGAUGUCUGGUCUCAAGGAAAUGGACGUCCUGAACGUUGGGGGAAAACCCCAUACGACUGGGCUAAGCUCGGCCUAUUCGUUGUCUUCACGCUUGAGAUCAUAGCUCGGAUAAUUGUAUCCGGCUUUGUUUUUAACGCUGCCGAAUAUAGUACCAUAGACAGAAAACGAGGCAUGCGCCAAGGCGUCCGCGCCGCCGUGACCGACCAAUACCGAUCAUUUUUCCAGCCCCAACGACAGCGGUCAGUGAAACGGCCCCCCGUGGAAACUUACGGACCUUCUUCUUUCGCUCGGUCCUUUACACUGAUGCAAGGCCAACCCCUGCCGGAGACGUACGAAGAACAGCAGCGGAUGCAACUGGCCCGGCGUGCUUUUCUGAGGCACAGCUUCAGUCGCUUAGAUUUCGUUGCUGUCGUGUCAUUCUGGGUUUCAUUUGUACUCAGCAUCACUGGUAUAGAGUACCAGUACCAUCUAUACGUCUUUCGUAUGCUAAGCUGCCUUCGCAUCGUUCGACUUUUGGGCAUCACCAAAGGAAACGCUAUCAUUUUAAGGAGCUUGAAAAAAGCGGCCCCGCUACUUGUCAGGGUCUCCUUUUUGAUCGUAUUCUUCUGGCUUCUGUUCGCUAUCAUUGGUGUGCAGAGCUUCAAGUCCAGUCUCAGCCGCCAAUGCGUUUGGCUGGAUCCCUCACAACCCGAUAAUUUGACUGCGGCUUACACAAACGAGUUUGGAUUUUGUGGUGGACACCUGAAAAAUGAUUCCAAUCCCAAUCCAACCACGCUUCCGUGGGUCAUGAUGACCGAGGCUGGGAACCUGAGCUCGCUCGUUAAUGGAACUCGCAACGGAAAAGGCUUUGUUUGUCCUAGGGGCUCGAUCUGCCUCCAACAAGAAAGUCCCUACAACGCCACAGUCAACUUUGACGACAUUCUCCAUUCUCUGGAGCUCGUUUUUGUCAUUAUGAGCGCAAAUACUUUCAGCGAUCUUAUGUAUUACACGACAAACUCUGACUACCUUGUCGCUGCCCUUUUUUUUGCUGCUGGUAUUAUGAUCAUGAUGCUGUGGAUGACCAAUUUGCUUAUCGCAGUCAUCACCUCGUCAUUCCAAGUCAUCCGAGAAGAAAGCAAAGGAAGCGCGUUCACUGCGGAUGAGAAUGAUUUCUUGGCGUCACGCCCAGACAGCGGACUUCGUAGAGCUACCAUGCUCCGACGUAUCUAUCAGAAGAUCACUUGGUUUUGGAUCCUCGCCAUUGCCUUCGAUUUAUUCGUUCAAGCUUUUCGCAGUGCUUCGCACGAGGGCAGGAUCGGCUUUAUCAACACCUGCGAAGUCGUCGUGACUGUCCUGCUUGAUAUCGAAAUAGUCAUUCGAUUUUCAUCGGAUUGGAGGCGGUUUCAUCACAGCAUACAGAAUCUUUUUGAUCUUGGGCUUGCUGUUAUUACAUCUGUCAUUUUGAUACCACCGAUUCGCAACUCAGGUCAAGUCUAUGCAUGGCUGACUGUUUUUCAAAUCCUCAGGGCUUACCGAGUGGUUCUUGCCAUCCCAAUGACACGAACACUGAUAAAAUUGGUCCUCGGAAACGCUACCGGUAUUGGAAAUCUAAUGCUGUUUGUCUUUUUAAUCACGUUCCUCGUCUCGAUUUUCGCCGUCCAACUCUUUCGAGGCGAAAUAACACCGCAAGACUCUAGCGGUAACGACAUAAGGAUUACCUUCGCCUCCAUAUUCAACUCUUUCUUGGGAAUGUAUCAAAUCUUGUCAAGUGAAAAUUGGACGGCGGUCCUUUACACUGUUACGGGGUUCACGAAGCGCCUUGACACGGCAUGGAUUGGUGCCAUUUUUUUGAUUGGCUGGUUCAUCUUAUCCUACUUCAUUUUGAUCAAUAUGUUUAUCGCCGUCAUCCAAGAAAAUUUUGAUGUGAGCGAAGAUCAAAAACGACUGGAACAAGUCAAGGCAUUUCUUCAAAGGCGAGAGCUUGGGACGUCUGCCAGCAACCUUUCGCUAUCUGCAAUGUUCUCCUUAGGACGGAGAGCAAAACGAAAGGACCCCCUCGACUACGGCCCUGGUAUGAUGGAGAUGCUCCUAAAAGAAGCUGUUGUUCGCGAAUUCUUAAACGAAGCUUUAGAUCCGCUCCAGGAUUCUACUGCGGGAAAUCAGUCGUCUUCUCAAGUUCAAGAUGUUCUCAGCGGCACGGCCAAGGCUGGAGUUUUGCCGGUAAUUUGGGCGAAAGUGUCACGAUGGACAUCCAGCAAAGAUCCGAAUCCUUUUUACUCUAAUGUUCGAUUCGAUGUUCGGAAUGAGAAUUUAGACCCGAGACAAAUGGCUCGACAGGCUGUAUCCGCGACAUCGGCACGGCGUAAAGCUCAGCGCGAGUACCUAGGACGCCAUCCAACCUACAACAAUUCACUGUUCAUUUUUACACCCAGAAACCCACUUCGGCGUCUUUGCCAGCGUCUAGUUGGUCCGGGUAGAGGCUCCGAGCGGUUUGACGGAGUGGAACCGAACAAGUACGCCUGGUACACUUUCUCGGCUUUCAUUUACGCGUCGAUCGUUGCCAUGGUCAUCAUUGCGUGUGUCACUACUCCUUUGUACCAAAAGCAGUAUUUCGAUGGUGGCCAUACGUUCAGCUUCAAAAACUGGUUUGUCUGGACCGACAUGGCUUUUGCCAUAGUGUUCACUGUCGAGGCGGUCGUCAAAAUUAUCGCGGAUGGCUUCUUUUGGACACCCAAUGCGUACUUUCGCAGUUCCUGGGGUAUCAUUGAUGCAGUCGUAUUAAUUACACUGUGGAUCAAUGUAGCGACAUUGUUUGCCAAUGAUGGGGCCGUUUCUCGAGCCGUUGGUGCCUUCAAGGCUCUCAGAGCACUGCGUUUGCUGAAUGUCAGUGAUAGCGCUCGAGAAACGUUUCACUCGCUUAUCAUUGUUGGCGGUUGGAAAAUUCUCAGCGCCGCAUUUGUCUCUAUUUCUCUCCUCAUCCCAUUUGCCAUCUACGGUCUCAAUCUUUUUCGGGGGCAAAUGGUCUCAUGUAACGACCAGAGCGGGUCGGUGCUGCGUCUUCAGGAUUGCACAGGCGAGUAUCUAAAUACACCCUUCAGCAACGACUGGCAGCUUUUGUCACCUCGCGUCGCAGAAAACCCAUACUACAGCUUCGAUGAUUUCGGAUCCUCGAUUCUUAUUCUGUUCACGAUAGUCAGCCAAGAGGGUUGGGUCGAUGUGUCCUUUCAAGCCCAGUCUGUCACAGGUGUUGGCAAUCAACCCCGAUUUGGAGCAGCCCAAGGCAAUGCGUUGUUUUUCGUUGCCUUCAACCUGCUCGCGACCAUCUUUGUGCUUACGUUAUUCAUCUCCGUUUUUAUGCGGAACUAUACAGAGCAAACUGGUGUUGCAUUUCUCACUGGGGAUCAAAGAGCAUGGCUCGAAUUACGCAAGCUUUUACGACAGAUAUCGCCGUCGAAGAGCUCCUACGAUGAUUCCAAAAACAAACUCAAGAAGUGGUGCCAUAAACGUGCUAUUGAAAAACACGGAAAAUGGUAUGUGGGCAUCACCAUGGUACUGGUGCUGCACCUCAUCCUCCUCAUUUUGGAAUACUCGUCAGAGCCGGACUGGUGGACCAACACACGUGACUACGUCUUCCUUGUCUUCACUCUCGUCUACAUGGCAAACAUAUCCAUCCGCAUUGUCGGCCUCGGAUGGAGCCGCUUUCGAAGAAGUUCUUGGGAUGUGUUCUCCAUGUGUGCCGUGGCCGGCGCAUUUGCGACAUCCAUUUUGUUCCUUGCCGAACCUGGCCAGGACACGUUCAUACAAUUGCACAAGUUCUUUCUUGUGGCUAUUGUUUUGCUCCUCAUUCCCCGAAACGAUGCGCUUGACCAAUUAUUUAAGACUGCAGCGGCCAGUGUGACGACGAUUGGGAGUCUUCUGGCCACUUGGUUGGUUUUCUUUUUGGUGUUUGCUAUUGCAAUGACACAGUCUUUCAGUCUGACCCGAUUCAGCUCGCAAGAAACAAAUAACAUCAAUCUGCGAACUGUUCCGAAUGCGUUGAUUCUAUUAUUCCGAAUGAGCUGUGGUGAGGGAUGGAACCAAAUCAUGGAAGAUUUCGCGGGUGUCGAGCCACCGCUGUGUGUCGAGGCACCGACCUUUUUUGGCAGCGACUGUGGCAGCACAGCCUGGGCAAGGGUCCUGUUCAUUGCAUGGAACAUCAUCAGCAUGUACAUCUUUGUCAAUUUGUUCGUGUCGCUUAUCUACGAAAGUUUCUCGUAUGUUUACCAGCGGUCCAGUGGACUCGCUGAUAUCAGCAGAGACGAGAUACGGCGUUUCAAAGAAGCUUGGCGCAGCGUGGACCCGAACGGCACGGGGUUUAUCUCCCGCGAAGCAUUUCCUCGCCUCCUCGGAGAGCUGUCUGGCGUGUUCGAAAUGCGUAUUUACGAUCACGAGGACUCAGUGCGAAGCAUUCUUGAGUUUGCACGGAACGAUGACACGACGCCUCAGGCCCGACAUGCUUCGUUGGCAUCCCAGACUGCACUCACGGGUGUUAACCUGCAAAAGCUCAACGACCGUAUCAACCAAAUCGACCUAAACCGGGUUCGCGAGCGGCGGCGGCGGUUUAACAUAUUUUACGAAGAAGUCAUGGUGUCUGCCGAUCCAGACAAGGGCAUUUUCUUUACGACGGUUCUGAUGAUCCUGGCUCACUACAACAUCAUCAGCGACAGUAAGAGCCUGAGGCUUGAAGAAUUCUUGCGCCGGCGUGCGAGGCUCCAGCGGGUUGAGGAGGAAGCACGACGUAGGGUUGUCUUGGGAUUUUUCAACACGCUCUAUUGGUCGAGAAAAUUCAGACGGCACAUGGAACAAAAGCGGUCUGCACGCAUGACCGGCGUGCCCCAGCUUGGUAUACCCGACAUCCUUGUUGACGACGAAGACGACCGGACAUCCGGUGCGGGGGCCGGACACAGCACCGGCGCGGCAUCGUUGCAAACAGCAGCGACGUUUCUCAGUGCCGAUCACGCAGCCGGGCCAGCACAGCACCAUAGGUCCUGGUCAGGUGCAAGCAUAGAUAUCAGCCUUCACGACACAAACUAUGCACAUCCCUUGAGUGCUCCACGUACUGGUGGACUCUCUUCACCAACGAGUUCUGGAGGACUGCAACCACAAAGGCAUCACUACAACUCCAGUGCGUUCAGCUUUGAGCUACAGGAGCCUAGUGCCCAAUUUGAAGCCGAUGGUAGCAGGCGUGGGAGCGCUGUGAGUGCCAUGAGUGGUGCGAGCGGUAUGAGCGGUGUGAGCGGAGUGAGCCCUGGCCUUGUGAGGGAAAUGCUCGAUGACUCGGUGUGGGUCGAAUCGAUCCGGAGAAGUGCUACACAACGCCGAAGCGGCUGGGGUACUUAA